AUGAGAGGAAUUGGAGGAACGUCGUUGAGUGAACGAAAUCUGAGGUAUCCAGGAGAGUGUCAAGUCAGCAGACCCGAUCUGAUGCAUGCACCUCCUUCAGUUAAGCUUCUACAUCCUAUAUUGCUCAUCCAUGCCUUCUUGCAAUUAACAGACAAGUUGGAAGGGGUGGAGACGGGUUGGAGUGGGGCGGUAAUGCAACUCAGAGACCACCGUAUUGGUGAACAGAAGUGUCACUGGGUUGUGACAAUUGUGCUUGAAAAGAGAAGAGUUGGUUAA
This is a messenger RNA of Loa loa (African eye worm), 276 nucleotides long. RefSeq lists its product as hypothetical. Lineage: Eukaryota; Metazoa; Nematoda; Chromadorea; Rhabditida; Onchocercidae. The record is from RefSeq and is a predicted model, not a curated record. The transcript has 2 exons. Bases 1 to 276 code for a protein of 91 amino acids.